Oenanthe melanoleuca is the source of this 2862-nucleotide messenger RNA. It is a transcript of the gene GCLC, whose product is annotated as glutamate-cysteine ligase catalytic subunit. The coding region runs from base 1 to 1389 and encodes 462 amino acids. Gene Ontology annotation, biological process: glutathione biosynthetic process. Lineage: Eukaryota; Metazoa; Chordata; Aves; Passeriformes; Muscicapidae. The transcript has 13 exons. The record is from RefSeq and is a predicted model, not a curated record. Gene Ontology annotation, molecular function: glutamate-cysteine ligase activity. Gene Ontology annotation, cellular component: glutamate-cysteine ligase complex.
AUGAUCCUUCGGGAUGCAAACUUUUUCUUUUGUUAUAGUACACUGACCAGAAACAUUCGACACCGAAGGGGAGAGAAGGUUGUGAUAAAUGUACCAAUAUUUAAAGAUAAGAACACGCCAUCGCCUUUCAUUGAAACAUUUCCUAAUGAUGAUGGAGAAGCAGCAAAGGCAGCUAAGCCAGAUUACAUAUAUAUGGAUGCUAUGGGUUUUGGAAUGGGAAACUGUUGUCUCCAGGUGACAUUUCAGGCUUGCAGCAUUUCCGAAGCAAGGUAUCUCUAUGAUCAGCUAGCUACGAUUUGUCCCAUUGUGAUGGCCUUGAGUGCUGCAUCUCCCUUCUACAGAGGCUACGUGUCUGACAUUGACUGUCGCUGGGGAGUGAUCUCUGCUUCCGUGGAUGAUCGAACGCGGGAGGAGAGAGGCCUAGAGCCACUGAAGAACAACCAUUAUAGAAUCAGUAAAUCCAGAUAUGAUUCCAUAGACAGUUAUCUAUCUGAAUGUGGUGAGAAAUACAAUGACAUUGAUUUGACAAUAGACAAAGAUAUCUACGAGCAGCUAAUAAAGGAAGGUAUUGACCACCUUUUGGCACAGCAUAUUGCACACUUGUUCAUUCGAGACCCACUGACUUUGUUUGAGGAGAAAAUACAUCUAGAUGAUGCAAAUGAAUCCGACCAUUUUGAGAAUAUUCAGUCUACAAACUGGCAGACAAUGAGGUUUAAGCCACCACCUCCAAAUUCAGAUAUUGGAUGGAGAGUGGAGUUCAGACCUAUGGAGGUCCAGUUGACAGACUUUGAAAACUCUGCGUAUGUUGUGUUUGUGGUAUUGCUAACCAGAGUGAUUCUGUCAUAUAAACUGGAUUUUCUCAUUCCUUUGUCCAAGGUGGAUGAAAACAUGAAGGUGGCCCAGAAAAGAGAUGCUGUACGACAGGGAAUGUUCUACUUCAGAAAAGAUAUAUGCAAAGGUGGAAAUGCUGUUGUGGAUGGAUGUGGCUCUGCACAGAAUGGGACAGGCACCAACACAGAAGAAUACACCUUAAUGAGCAUUGAUACAAUUAUCAAUGGGAAGGAAGGAGUCUUUCCUGGUUUGAUCCCAAUUUUGAAUUCCUAUCUUGAAAACAUGGAAGUGGAUGUGGAUACAAGAUGCACCAUCCUAAAUUAUCUGAAGCUAAUAAAAAAGAGAGCCUCUGGAGAACUAAUGACAGUUGCUCGAUGGAUGAGGGAAUUCAUCGCACAGCAUCCGGACUACAAGCAAGACAGUGUGAUAACUGAUGAAAUUAAUUACAGCCUUAUGUGGAAAUGCAACCAAAUCGCUCAAGGCCAGGCAGAGUGUCCUGAACUGUUAGGGGCAGGGUUUAAUAAGAAACAAAGUGGAAACAAAACUGACUCUUUGUAAUGAAUAAAUGAAUUAAUGCUUCUUAAAUAAUUAAAAGAUUAAGCCUUUUAGCAAAGCACUAGCAAAAAUACUGUGAAUCUGGUAAAGUUUCAUGGUGUGAAGACCAAAACAGGGAUACUGCACUAUAAAAUGGGCCAAUCUGCCUAAAUAUUGGUUUGAGGCAUCCUAAAAUAGGCAUAUUCUUAUUGUUAAGGUUUAUACAAUAUACAUGUAAAUAGUAAAAUAUUUUUAUGAUUAACAUCAAUGUAUUUUAAUAACAUUGUAACUAAGGUUAUUGUGAAUUAGCUUGUAACUUUUAUAUGCUUAAUAUAGAAAGAAAAAUUGUCAUGAACAGCUUUGUAAAUGUAAUGGUACUUGUAUAAUAUAUGCAUUCCAGUUACUGAAUGUUUACUGUAAUUCUUUUAACCUGGAAUGUGCUAAGUAAUUUACCUUAUUGUGUAAGAAAGAAAAAUCCUUCUGGAUCUACCUGAAUCACAGAUACUUCUUCCUUCCAUGUAAGAACAGACAAAUAUAUGUGCAUCCCAGUUGUUAAUCUUACAGCAGUUUCUCAGUUGCCACAAGACCUGCAUCCACUUGUAAACUGUAAAACUCAGAGGAACAGAUCUGUCCUUAUUCAGAUAAUGCAAGUCAGCCUGCCUGCAGAGGCACAGUUAAUUUCUUCCCCUCUAAAAUAAGCUGUAUGCUGUCUCAGUUCAGAAAUCUGCCUGAUGAUUUCACAAAAAAGUAGUAAUGGGAGAUGUGUCGAAAGAGAGGAAGAAAUAGAGCUGGACAUACAGCUCUCUUCACAAAGGAACCAGAGACAUCUGCUCUGGACUUCAGCCUGUUUGACUGCUCUCCCACAGUGUUGCUGUUCCCACAGUCAACAGCAACUGCAGCACAAAUCCAAAAUUCUGUCCAUUCUUGCUGAAGGCUGAGUUUCUCAUUUUGUCAUCUUGCUAAUUAUGAAUAAUUUUGUCAGCAUGUUUUUUUCUGUAAGGUAAUUUAUGUAGGUGGCUGGGGUUACCUACAUAGCUCUAGUUAUGGACAACUUAAUCCCCUCUAGAAAACAGUUGAAAUAGAAAUUUUGGAAUGCACUAAUUCUUUGAAUUGGAAGCCAGUGCUGGGAGUGACUAUACUUAAAUUCAGACAUUGCACCUGUAAAUAAAGCAAACUUAAGGGCCUUUUUGAUUUAGCUUCUUAACUGAUUUCUAAAAGUGAAUUGCAUUAGGGGUAGAAGAUGCGAAGCUUAAAGGAAGCCUAUAUAAAUACCUAAGAUGUAAUGAUUUUUUUGAAAGAACUAGUGGAGAAACUGCAGUGGGAGGUGCACCAAGAAGCUUUUAUGUACUGAAUUACACUUUGUUCUGUGUUCACAGGUGUGCUUUAGAAUAUAAAAAGAAUACUCUUUUCCUGCAGUGAUGAAUUCGUUUUAAUGAAGAUGUAGGCAUAUGCUAAUUUAGUUUCUGUAAUAAGGAAAUAAAAAUAAAAUUUGCAGUA